GUUCAAACAUUUAAAUCCCUCGCACAUGCGUAGUUGGCGAAGAGUGCUGCUGGGUGCGCCAUUUUUGCUUUACAUGGGGAACGGAGUUGGGAAAGCCGUUUUUUAAAAACCACACCAGUUUCCGGACAUGAAGUACUCCGAGGAUAACAAGUAAACCAAAGCGGUAGGAAAACGGUCGUUUGUCAAAAGUGUUAAAUUUGCCUUUUUGCUUGUCAAUUUGUUUCCGUUGAGCGGUUGUCGGUCAAACUCGAGCCCAAUGGAUCACAGGACUGCUUGGAUCCAGCCGGAACAGAAAGGACCUGCCAGCUCCCUCUGGAUGCACAUUUGGAAAACGUCUCAGGGAUUCGCCAAUAGUUCCGCCAUCGACAACCGCGCUCCGUACCCCCGUGGCCAUGUAACGUCAAACGUCCCGACGGGAUCUAACAGCGAGUACUGUAAAAGUGUAGCGCCGCCGCUUGGUGCCGCCGUCUUCGGGAAAGUGUCGAAGCGAGACGGCGGCGGUGGAGAGAGGGUGAGCGCCCGGAGGAAGGGUUCCUUGUCACCGUCCUCCUCCUCUCUGGACUCGGAGGCCGAGAGCUCGUCUCCCUCCGGCUCCUCCCUCCAAAUAGACAAUUUGAACGUCGUCGAAGAAGCCAGCAGGUUUUUACACUACGGCGAACGCGAGCUGAACGAGAACGUGAGGCAGCAACACCCCGCUGCGCCUCUCCACGCUGCUCCCCAACACUGUUGCAGCACGCAACCAUCCGGCGGCCACACCCCCGCCAGGAUGAAGAACCAGCACGGGAUCAAGCAGCAGCAUUUUCAGUCAUCGGGCCGCAGGAGGUAUCUGAAUCGUGCCAACACGUUCCACGGCGGGCUGCUGGCCCGCGGGUGCAGUGGACACCACGCGGACUCCUCCUGCAGCCUGUGGAAGACAAGGCGCUAUAGCCCAGGUGUCAAUGGUCUCCAUGAAGAAAUAGUGGACUUUUUUAACUUCAUGUCACCGUGUCCCGAAGAGGAGGCCAUGAGAAGAGAUGUUGUGAAACGGAUCGAGAGCGUCAUCAAGGAACUGUGGCCCACAGCUCGGGUGGAGAUAUUUGGCAGCUUCAGUACAGGACUCUACCUUCCAACCAGUGACAUUGACCUUGUCGUGUUUGGCAAGUGGGACCAUCCACCACUGCAGGAACUGGAGCAAGCACUCAAAAGACACAACGUGUCAGGCCCGUAUCCCAUUAAAGUCCUUGACAAAGCUACUGUGCCCAUCAUAAAGCUGACUGACUAUGAAACAAAGGUCAAAGUUGACAUCAGCUUCAAUGUGGAGACUGCUGUAAAAGCAGCACAAUUCAUUAAGAGCUACCUUAAGAAAUACACUGUUCUGCCACCACUGAUCUUCGUUUUAAAGCAGUUCCUACUCCAGAGGGAUCUGAAUGAAGUCUUUACUGGAGGCAUCAGUUCCUACAGUCUUAUACUGAUGGCCAUCAGUUUCCUACAGUUGCACCCUCGCAUUGACACGCGGCGUUCCAACAUCAACUUGGGCAUCCUGCUGAUUGAGUUCUUCGAGCUGUACGGCCGCGAUUUCAACUACAUGAAGACGGGCAUCCGAGUGAACGAUGCAGCAUACUUGUCGAAGGAGGAGAUGCUCAAUGCCAUGGGGAAUGGAAACCGGUCAUCUAUGCUCUGUAUUGAAGACCCAAUUCAGCCAGGUAACGAUGUCGGCCGAAGUUCAUAUGGUGUCUUGCAAGUGAAACAGGUGUUUGACUUUGCUUACAUGGUGCUCAGUCAUGGUGUCUCCCCUCUUGCUCGGGCAUACCCCAACAAAGAGUAUGAAAGUACUUUGGGACGAAUUAUCAAGGUUUGCCCAGAAGUGCUGGCCUACAGAGACUGGACCGUAAAGAAGUGGGGAGCUAAGCAGUAUGUCAACCGGGAGAAUCCUGAUGUAAAGACCUGUGAGCAGGACUUUGCCAGGCUGAUGCUGGGAUCUGUGGAGGAUCAGCGAGACACGGCCUCCCCCCUCAGCGCAGACUCCCUCUCACCAUCUCCAGUCUUCCUCAACAGCCCGAAGCACCAUUCGUCAUCAUCCCCAUGCUCGAACUCGUCUUCCUCCUCUGGAAGUGACAUUGAGUCUGACCUUCCUCUAAGCACCAAUGAUGCAAUCCAUCUCCACUCUCUCAACCUGGCAUCAGUCCACUCCCUAAUGCAGAUGGCAACACAGCCAACAGGCUUCAUGCAUACCACACCUCAGUUCUACCAUGAGAAUCUACCAUCCAUCAAUAUGGUGCACCGCAACAUGACACAAGCAGUGGCCUCCCAGCACUCCAACCCCACGAGCCCCCUACCCAGUCCCCUACACCGACUCUACCACCCCCAGAUGGGAGGGCAGCACCAGCACAUGUACACCGUGAGACUUGACUCCCAAGACCUUUUUGAGCCUCACAAAUUUGGCUUUAAGCACAACCAAGGCAGUGGCCCACGUCCCUCCCAAGGUAGCUUCAGUCCCCAGCGGCGGUUUGUUCCUCAAGGCCACAACGCAGCGCCUGGCCUGAGGAACCAGCAGCAAUAUAACCGCAACACCUGGCGACGCAGAAAGAAGGACAAUCUCCCAGCUCUGAAUCAGGGCAGAUGAAGGACUGAACCACUGAAUAUGUUCUACUGCUGUUUCAAGACCUUUCUGUGGCUGUCAGUUUGUCUUGGAACAAACCUUCACCCGGUAAGACAAUUCAGAUGGUCUCUAAUUGUUUAAAGUGCUCAAUCUGUGCUUCUCUACUGCAAGCACAAGACAAUGUUACAAACGUCGUUUUGGCCCUCAAACUCUCACACUUCUGAAGCACACCAGCACUAUUUGAGGAAUUGCCAACCCAGACGGGGUCUUUACCAGUGUGACUACCAUGAAACUACUCAGAAAGCAAAGUCAUGUGCCAUAGUACUGAAUGAGCCCCUAAAGCUUAGCCCUUCUACACUCCAAUUGGGCCUUUGUUUGGAUCUGCUUUUUUCCUGACUGUUACACUGAAUGCAUCAUUCCUUUCGCUGCGUUCUCACAGCUUGAACGCCGUUUUUUUUUGUCUCGAGUGAAGCGACGCACUACCUUUCUAGCUAUGCAGCACAAUGCUGACUAGAUGUUUUCAGUGUGAUGGCACAAAAGCAGACCUUGUCUCAAGUGCUUAAACUGUGAUGACUUGUUUGAAUGUACUGAACGUUUAUUGUUGUGUGUGGAACGUUUCUUUUGUUCGCUCUUAUUUGUCACUGAGGGAUUUUUUCUUUCAUUCACAUUGGCACUUUAUUUUUGUUGCAUUCAUGUGCAAUAAUAAGUUGCUUUUAUUUAAUUUAUUUCACAUUUUACUUUUUUUGUUUUUAGUAUUUUGUCCUCCCACACCCACUUUUUUUUUCUUCCCUCCCGUGACCCAUGCAAUAUAAGGAUUUUUAAGGGCCUUGAAGGAAAGUUCCGCUUUGCAACUGAGGGGGUGCUAUGCUAUAGCUACAUAAAAAAUGUGCCAAAAAUCUCCUGUUUACCAUCACACUAGAAUCACUUACCAACCGCUUGUCCAGAUAUUUAUUGUCACCGCUAGUUCUCAUUUUUAAUCUGUCACAUCUGUUUGAGUUUUGUUUUGUUGUUGUCAUUCUGUGGAAUGUUGACUUCAGCAUCUUUUUUUGUCACUUCAAAACUAUUUGGUGCUACUUCUACCAGCGAAGUGCUUAUGUUCUGCCUUAUGUCUGCUUUAAGUCUAAAACAAAAGGGCCCCACUGCCUUCUUGAAUGACCAAAUUCUGCCAUGCAUAGCCAAACAUUUCAAAUUUAGUUAAUGUGAGCAUUAUGGCACCAGUCAGUUUACAUGAUACUUGGCCCGUCAGCCUUUUUUUCCUCUCUAAAAGUAUGCAAGGCAACUCUACAUCACUUAAAAGGAAUUCAUAUGAUGGUUAGGUUAAGGAAGUUGUUUGGUUUAAAAUUGAGCCAUGAACAAAACAACCAUUUGCAAUGCUGUUUCAGCAUCAAGUCCAUCCUAACUGAUGGACUCAGACUUGAUACUGAAAGGGCAGUUUUGUCUUAAGUGCAGCCUUUUGUUAAGAUAAUCAGCGAAUGGUUACAUGUUUAUACACCAAACCAAAUCCCCAGCUUGUAUCUAUGUAAUUAAGGAUGUGUAAAUGACUGACUUAUAGAUAUAUUCUCUUUUUUAAGUCUUAUGUUUUUCUAUUUUUUUAAUAAACAUUUUAAAUGCC
Messenger RNA from Entelurus aequoreus (snake pipefish), 4190 nucleotides. RefSeq names its product terminal nucleotidyltransferase 4A-like. The record is from RefSeq and is a predicted model, not a curated record. The transcript has 12 exons. Gene Ontology annotation, biological process: RNA 3'-end processing. Gene Ontology annotation, molecular function: mRNA binding; poly(A) RNA polymerase activity. Gene Ontology annotation, cellular component: nucleolus; TRAMP complex. The coding region runs from base 257 to 2602 and encodes 781 amino acids. NCBI's taxonomy places the organism in Eukaryota, Metazoa, Chordata, Actinopteri, Syngnathiformes, Syngnathidae.